Molecule: messenger RNA, 572 nt
Organism: Adineta steineri
Lineage: Eukaryota; Metazoa; Rotifera; Eurotatoria; Adinetida; Adinetidae
Source: the annotation of a GenBank genome assembly
UUCCUAUAAAUCAUCCUGAUUUCGCUCAAUCGUACAACAACAUUGGUAUUGUGUAUUAUAACAUAGGAGAGUACUCGAAAGCACUUUCAUUUCAUGAAAAAGCACUUGGAAUUCAAGAAACAACUCUUCCUGAAAAUCAUCCUUCGUUGGCUAUUUCCUACAACAACACUGGUAAGGUGUAUAAGAACAUGGGAGAGUACUCGAAAGCACUUUCAUUUGACGAAAAAGCACUUGGAAUUCAAGAAAAAGCGCUUCCUGAAAAUCAUCCUUCGUUGGCCACUUCCUACAACAACAUCGGGGAGGUACAUAGAGAAGUGGGAGAGUACUCGAAAGCACUUUCAUUCUACGAAAAAGCACUUGAUAUUCAAGGAAAAACCCUACCUGCAAGUCAUCCUGAUUUGGCCGAAUCGUACAACAAUCUCGGUAGUCUGUACCAUAACAUGGAAGAAUAUUCGAAAGCACUCUCAUAUUUUCAACGUGCUCUUGACAUUCGCAAUGUUUCAUUACCACCAAAUCAUCCGCAUCUUAAAACUACAAAAGAGUGGAUUGAAAUUGUAAAACAGAAAUUAUAA